Messenger RNA from Verruconis gallopava, 1132 nucleotides. RefSeq lists its product as uncharacterized. Gene Ontology annotation, biological process: autophagy of mitochondrion. The transcript is spliced from 2 exons. Bases 95 to 652 code for a protein of 185 amino acids. NCBI's taxonomy places the organism in Eukaryota, Fungi, Ascomycota, Dothideomycetes, Venturiales, Sympoventuriaceae. The record is from RefSeq and is a predicted model, not a curated record. Gene Ontology annotation, cellular component: mitochondrion.
GCCCACCACGACGACGACACCUUGCAUCUCCCAGAUCGCAGCACACUCAACCACGGCGUUCGCCCCAUCACAGACACUUGCCCUGCCGUCCAAGAUGCGAUUACCCGUCAUCACCGUGUCCAAGUUCGUCGGCACCGUCUCGCUCGGCCUGCUAACGGGCGUGUCCUACACGCUGAGCAGCCUCGCGCUGCCCUCGCUGCUCUUCCUGCCCACCGCCCCCGCCGCCGCGCAGACGCACGCCUACCUUAAGCAGCGCGCCCGCCGCACCCAGAAGGUGCUCUCCGCCCUCGCAAUCUCCACUCUCUCCUUCGCGUACCUGCUCUCUCCCAGCCGCGUAAAGCACCCCUACCUGCUGUGGACCUCGCUCGUGUGCGGCGCCGGCCUGUCCCCCGUCCUGCACAGGAUCGUCGGCCGCUACCUCGGCUCCGAGGACGUGGCGGCCCGCGGCAGGAUCGAGAUGGAGGAGAGCGGUGUGAUCGUGACCCCGCCUGCGAGCGGCAGCUCCGAGAGCGGCGACGAGGACGCCUCCGUCAACGGCGAGGUCGUUCGGAGAGGCGUCGAGCGCGGCCGUGUCGUCGAGGCCGCCAGGGCCGGCGUCUUCGGCCUAUCCUUCGUCAUGGCCGUCGUAGGCCUCUGGGGAGACGGUGCCUGAUUCCGUCGCGAGUGACGAGCGGACAAAAAAGAAACCGCGCCGCCUGACUGCAAGACUCGAAUGACUUCUACGUACGCUGAUCGCAUGAACGCGACGACGAAUGCAUGUGGUGUUUUGGGACGGUGGGGAAAAGGGGGCGCCGAUCCCGUCUCUUUCGAAUGGCGCGUCACUCUUGCAAAGAUCAAAGACAAAAAUGAUCACUGUUCGCUGCUGCUUCUGCUGGACUGGAAACGCGGAAAGGGAACCAAAAGAGUGGAAAGAUCGGUUUCAAUCAGGUUUCUGGCUUCGGGAGAUGGGCAGGCGGCAAGGCCCACCGUGUAUGAUUGGAGUUUUAUUCCCAGCUCUGCCCUUUUUUUUUUUCCUGUUCUCUACUUGCGAGACACACACAAACAUAUAUAUAUAUAUAAAAGACAAGCCCUCAACCCAACACAACAUGUACUUCUACAAAUACCAAAAAAAACCCAGGGUUUUCUUCCAAGA